This is a messenger RNA of Raphanus sativus (radish), 678 nucleotides long. Its product is annotated as DNA-directed RNA polymerases II, IV and V subunit 9B. Lineage: Eukaryota; Viridiplantae; Streptophyta; Magnoliopsida; Brassicales; Brassicaceae. Gene Ontology annotation, molecular function: nucleic acid binding; DNA-directed RNA polymerase activity; zinc ion binding. The transcript is spliced from 4 exons. Gene Ontology annotation, biological process: maintenance of transcriptional fidelity during transcription elongation by RNA polymerase II; transcription initiation at RNA polymerase II promoter; DNA-templated transcription. The record is from RefSeq and is a predicted model, not a curated record. Bases 134 to 478 code for a protein of 114 amino acids. Gene Ontology annotation, cellular component: RNA polymerase II, core complex.
GCCCUAUUUUGCCACUACAGAGCUCUCACUAGAUUCUAGAGAGGCAGCUUGCUUGACCUUCUCUCCUGAACGAUCCCGCCAAAGACACUUAGAGAGAGAGAGAGAAUCAGUGAGCUGAAGAGAUCCAGCGAAGAUGAGUACAAUGAAGUUUUGUCGCGAAUGUAAUAACAUCUUAUACCCUAAGGAAGACAAGGAGCAAUCGAUACUCCUCUACGCUUGCCGUAACUGUGAUCACCAGGAAGCGGCGGAUAACAACUGUGUGUACAGAAACGAGGUUCAUCAUUCCGUAAGCGAACAGACGCAGAUCCUAUCCGACGUCGCUUCUGACCCCACUCUUCCCCGCACCAAGGCUGUCCGCUGCGCCAAGUGUCAACACGGCGAAGCUGUCUUCUUCCAGGCUACUGCUAGAGGAGAAGAAGGAAUGACACUGUUCUUCGUUUGCUGCAACCCUAAUUGUGGCCAUCGCUGGAGAGAAUAGAACUCUGUUGUAAGGCUACAUUGACCCUCUGUGAUGUGUUAUUGACUUCCCCCUUUUAAGGGUUUCAUACAUUCACUUUGGAGUUUUCUGUGUACAAAUAUGAAAACUGUGGGGAUGUUAUCGAUUUCUUGAAUUUUCAGGGUCUUUUAUGAUCGUUUUAGUUUUACCGGCUUCUAGUUAUGAAUUUGCUGGUUUCUGAG